AUGAAUAGCAGUGCUGGGUUUGCUGAUAGUGCAUAGGAAGGUGGUUAUUUUUAUUGUAAAUUUGAUAAAUGUGGAAGAAAAUUUGAAAGCGAAACAAGAUUAAGAGAUCAUUAAUACAGAAUGCAUGAUAAAGAUAUUUUAUAAUAGAAUCAAAAGGUAUAAGUAGAAAUGAAUACAAGCAAUGGAAGCAAUAUGUACAAAAAGGAUGAGUAGUUAAAGUUACCUACAAUAAGCAACAAUAAUAGCCAAAUUUCUUAAAGCAAUUAGCGAGUUAAUUUAGUUUAAAAAAACGCAGAUAAAUAGGAUCAACUUCACCCUGUAAUUAGGUAGGCUUAACAAAUAGCCAGCUUAAAUAAUAGUACAGCUACUAUGAUUUCUAACAAUAAUAGUAGUUAUUCUCAUUAGAAAAAACCUUCAAUAAAUAGUCAAGUUGUCAAACACAAUAAUAGUAUUUCUGGGGGAAUUGUUGUUGGAAGUCGCCCAUCAUCAUCAUCUUCUUCUAAUUUUAACACUACAAGCUCGUCAACAAACAAUAUUGAGUUCGGAAUCAAAGAGAAUAAUAUAAUGAAAAAUUCUUAUUUGGAAAAUAGCUAAGUUUAGCAAAAGAAUAUUUAAAUUUAGAAUAAGAUGGAUCAAAAAAUAAAUGUAGAAAGUAAUUAAUCAAACAUAAAGCUGAAUAUUUCUUCUAAUGAUAAAUCAUAAUAUAAUAAUGGUCGGAUAACACCUAAUUUAAUGAGAAAAAAUAAUUCUUAAUAGUCUCUUUAAGCGUAGGUUAAAGUUCAAAAUUCUGUUGAUUAAUAGUAGGGAGCAGAAAUAAAAACCAGUAUUCAAGAUAAACCUACUAAAAAGGAAGAAAGGAUUAAAUCGAAAGAGGAGAUUUUAUUUGGUAAAAAAGGUGUUGAGAGAAUUCAAACAAUUUUAAAAGACUAAAAGGAGAUCAAUAGCAAAAAAUAAAUUCAAAAAGUUAGAGAUUUAAAUGAAAAUUUAAACAAGGAAUAACUAGAAAAUUAAGAUGAUAGUGAAGAUAGUGAUGAAAACGAUGAAGAUAUUGCUAAUUAAAUUAAUAGAGAAGAUUAGAUUCUUAAUAUGUAAUUUUCUGAUGAUAAUGAAGAUGAUGGUGAAGAGAGUGUUGGCGAUAAUGAUGAUGAUGAAAUAUUUGAGGAAGAUGAAGAAGAAUAAGAAGUAAGUUUAAAUGAUAGUUAGGACAAAGAGGAUUUUAAGAAAAUUACAAGUAAAGAAUAAUAAGAGAUUUUAAACAAAAAUAAUAAAAUAACUGAUAAAAUAAUGGCAAGACCUUCUCCUUAGAAGCAACUUAAAGGGAAAGAUUCUAACUAAUAAGAAAAAAAUGAUAAACAAGCUAAUAAGCUGACAGAAAAGAGAAAAGUUUCAUUCUCAAAUUAAGAAAUUGACCUUGUAAAAGAAAAGGAAAUGGAAGAGUUAAGAAAAUAAAGUUAAAUUGAAACACAAAAGAUCUUGACAAGUAAAUUUAUCUUGGAAUACACUGGAUAUGAAAAAAUAGAAUAAGUAGAUCAGCUUUUCUUGAGGAAUAAGAAUUUGUUAUAUUUGAAAGAUACUGAUUAACUUGAUUGGAGUGAGUUUAUGGAUUUACAAUAUUUAGUUGUGGCUCACAACCCACUUUUGGAAAACAUUGACUGCAUCAGCAGUAUUCCUAAUCACAAUUUACUGUAGUUAAAUUUAGAAUACAACAAUAUAGAAGAUAUCACUCCGAUAUUCCAUCACACUUAACUUCAAGUUUUAUAUUUAAAUGGCAAUAGAAUAACUUCUAUUUAGGGAAUAAAUAUAUUAUCAUAACUAAAAACUUUAGCUCUGAUGAAAAAUAAAAUUAAAGGAUUUGAAAAUACUCUUAAUACUCUUUGUAUGCUCAGUAAUUUAGAAGAGUUAGAAUUGGAGUAAAAUCCGGUUUCCUCUAGAUUUAAUUAUAAGUACGAUCUUUUAUGGAAGCUGAAACUCAAAAAACUUGAUGGGGAGGAAGUUACUGAUAUUGAUUUAGAGCUUUCUAGAGCAUUUCAAAAAGAGUCUUUGAACUACAUACAGCAAAAAUCUGGACUCCCAUUAAGACCUGGUACUGCUAAAGAUUGGGGUAGUAGAAGUGCCUUCAAUGAAGGUGCAGUUAAUAGUAAGAGCAAUUACAAAGAUAGGUUCAAAUAAAAAAUCAAUGAUUUAGUAUAAGAGUCAAAAGAAGUAUUGAAGAGUAUCCCUGAAGACAGAGCUGCCGAAUUAGAAAUAGAAAUAGAAUUGGCAAGACAGUAGCAAGAAUAACUAGAGUAAGAACUCGAAAUUCUCUACUGUGAAUAAUAAGAAUUAAGAGAGAAAAAAGAUAAGUUAAUUAAAUAAAAUGAUGAAUUUUAACAACAAAUCCCAGAAUUUUAAUCACUUUAGUAACAAAAAAAUUAACUCUCAUAGAAAUAUCGUUCUUAUGUAGACCAUCUUAAGAAUAAUGAUAAUGAUGUAGGAAAAUUUAUCAAAGAAAUAUUUAAAUUAAAUCUGAAGCUAGAAGAUCUAUAAUAAGAAAACUAAGAGUUAGUUAUAGAAAACAAUAUGUUGCAGCAAACUUAAUCCAAAUUUUUCUAAUCUACGAAUAGACCUUCCACAGCAAAUAAAACAAUGAAAUAAUCAAAAGCAGAUUUUCAUAAAAGUCUAACUAUUUUUAACUAAAUAGAAUAAACUUUAAAGUAGCAGUAGUAACAACUAUCAUAACCUCCUAAAUAUUCUUCCAAAAUUUAUGAUGAUGCAGAAGAAGUUUUAAGCUAAGAUGAAUAAGAUGAAGAGUAAUAGCAAGAAUAAGAAAUACCAGACAAAAAAUAAAAUAAAAUCUUAAAAAGUGAUAUGUUGCAAGAUAAAAAAAUACAAGAAUAAAAACCUGAAAAUGAUUUACAAGAAGAGGAGGAUGAAGAUGAUUUAAAUUACGGAAAUUUACACUUAGAUAAAGGAUUUGAAAGUGAAGAACUUGAUGAUGACAUGAAAGAAAUUUAAGAAUUAUUGAGGAAAAAUGAUGAAGCACUUAAAGGAGUGAAAAGCGAAUUAAAAGAUUUUUGA
Tetrahymena thermophila SB210 is the source of this 3057-nucleotide messenger RNA. RefSeq lists its product as hypothetical. Gene Ontology annotation, biological process: mRNA splicing, via spliceosome. The transcript has a single exon. Gene Ontology annotation, molecular function: U2 snRNA binding; protein binding. The record is from RefSeq and is a predicted model, not a curated record. NCBI's taxonomy places the organism in Eukaryota, Ciliophora, Oligohymenophorea, Hymenostomatida, Tetrahymenidae.